Lactuca virosa is the source of this 456-nucleotide messenger RNA. The record is from the annotation of a GenBank genome assembly. Lineage: Eukaryota; Viridiplantae; Streptophyta; Magnoliopsida; Asterales; Asteraceae.
AUGGAUCCAGCUGAACUACGUCGUGUUUUCCAAAUGUUUGAUCGCAAUGGUGAUGGAAAGAUCACAAGGCAAGAACUAGCAAACUCUCUAGAAAACCUUGGGAUAUAUAUACCAGAUGAUGAUCUUGCCCAAAUGAUUGAAAAAAUCGAUGUCAAUAAGGAUGGGUUUGUUGACAUGGAAGAGUUUGGUGAGCUUUAUCAGACGAUAUUAGGGGAGAGGGAUGAGGAAGAGGAUAUGAGAGAGGCGUUUAAUGUGUUUGAUCAAAAUAGGGACGGGUUCAUCACUGUGGAAGAGCUUAGAUCUGUAUUGGGCUCUCUCGGGUUAAGGCAAGGUCGAACCGUUGAGGAGUGUAGGCUCAUGAUCAAGAAGGUCGAUGAAGAUGGUGAUGGAAUGGUUAACUUUAAAGAGUUCAAGCAAAUGAUGAAAGCCGGUGGUUUUGCGGGUUUGGAGAGUUGA